Messenger RNA from Choloepus didactylus (southern two-toed sloth), 728 nucleotides. It is a transcript of the gene MALSU1, whose product is annotated as mitochondrial assembly of ribosomal large subunit 1. Gene Ontology annotation, molecular function: ribosomal large subunit binding. The record is from RefSeq and is a predicted model, not a curated record. Gene Ontology annotation, cellular component: mitochondrion. Gene Ontology annotation, biological process: negative regulation of ribosome biogenesis; negative regulation of translation. Lineage: Eukaryota; Metazoa; Chordata; Mammalia; Pilosa; Megalonychidae. The transcript has 4 exons. Bases 6 to 701 code for a protein of 231 amino acids.
CGGCCAUGGGCUCCCGCGGCUGUGUGGUUCGUCGGCUCGGGGCGCUUUUGUGGCGCGGGGCUGUUCCUCCGGGAGCGAAGCACGCAGUGGGCAUCCAGCUCCGGCUCCGGCUGCUCGCCGUAGGGCGACCUCCCGCAGGACCGACGCUCUGCCUGGGCCGCAGCCCCUCGCGUUGCCUGCAUGUCGGUUCCCGGAUUGAGGAGCUGGCGAACGGGGCCGCCGGCGAUGGGCACCUGGAGUCGGGCGCAGCAGAUCUUACUAGUCCCAAGUUUGACAUCGAUGUGCUGGUUUCACUUCUGAGGCAAGAAAAUGCAAAGGACAUUUGUGUGAUAAAAGUUCCUCCAGAGAUGAAAUAUACCGAUUACUUUGUGAUUGGGAGUGCAACCUCCACCCGACACUUACAUGCCAUGGCCUACUACAUUGUGAAAAUGUACAAACACCUGAAAUGUAAAAGUGAGCCUCAUGUUAAGAUUGAAGGGAAGAACACUGAUGACUGGCUUUGUGUGGACUUUGGCAGCAUGGUGAUUCAUUUGAUGCUUCCAGAAACCAGAGAAACCUAUGAAUUAGAGAAACUAUGGACUCUGCAUUCUUAUGAUGACCAGUUAGCUCAGAUACCACCUGAGACAUUACCUGAAGACUUCAUUCUUGGAAUAGAAGACACCACCUUAUCCCUGACUCCAGUGGAAUUCAAGUGUGAAUAAAUGAUGUGAACUACUUUAGUCAUUUCA